AUGAGGGCCUUUAAUCUCGACCCGGAGCAGAACUGGAGUGAAGGCGCGCCGUGCUCCGACGACGGCACGGGCAGCGGCUUUAAGGGCGUGAUCUGCGACCCCAACGGCAACCCUCGUGCCAUGAUACCCACGCUCGGCAACUCCCUGGUGGGCCUCAGAUCCCUCCCCACCGCCUUCGCCCGUCUCACCACACUCACCAGAUUAGUGCUCGUCAUGGGACUCAUUAACACAAGACUAGACGACUUCGCCAGACCCCUCUCCUGUUUGCCUAACCUAAGACAUUUAGUGUUGGAUGGGAACUCCUUCUAUGGACCCGUCCCACCUUACCUCAUUAACUCACCCACUCUAACUGACCUCUCAUUACAGGGCAACAAGCUAACAGGCACAAUAAGGAAAAUCGGACCCAAGCUCACAGCGCUCUUCCUCUCCGUCAACUUCCUCACCGGCCCCCUCCCACCCACCACCCGCCGCCUGCGCGUCUGCAACGCCGCCAUGAACUGCCUCUCGCGCACCUCCGGCUGUAACGGGUCCCGUGGUCUCUCCUCGCUCCGUCCCCCACCGUCUCCUCUCCUCUCCCCCUCUCCUCCCCUCUCCAGCUCUCCUCCCCUUUCCCACUCUCCUUCUCUCUCCCCCUCUCCUCCCACUCCUCUCCUCUCCCCUUCUUUCCCCCUCGCCGGCCUUCACUUGCUAUAA
This is a messenger RNA of Closterium sp. Naga37s-1, 693 nucleotides long. NCBI's taxonomy places the organism in Eukaryota, Viridiplantae, Streptophyta, Zygnematophyceae, Desmidiales, Closteriaceae. The record is from the annotation of a GenBank genome assembly.